This is a messenger RNA of Eublepharis macularius, 623 nucleotides long. RefSeq names its product hemoglobin subunit beta-2-like. Gene Ontology annotation, biological process: hydrogen peroxide catabolic process; oxygen transport. Bases 72 to 515 code for a protein of 147 amino acids. The transcript is spliced from 3 exons. Gene Ontology annotation, cellular component: hemoglobin complex; haptoglobin-hemoglobin complex; blood microparticle. The record is from RefSeq and is a predicted model, not a curated record. Lineage: Eukaryota; Metazoa; Chordata; Lepidosauria; Squamata; Eublepharidae. Gene Ontology annotation, molecular function: haptoglobin binding; peroxidase activity; oxygen carrier activity.
GGAGGCGCCUGGAUUCAGCUCAAAGGUUUCCUGAAACAGCCGAAGGCCCUCCUGACUCACAGCCACCCACCAUGGUGCACUGGACCGCUGAAGAGAAGCAGAUCAUCAACGCGAUCUGGAGCAAGACCGAUGUGGGUCCAACCGGUGGCGAAGCCCUUGCCACCUUACUGGUGGUGUACCCCUGGACCCAGAGGUUCUUUCCCGACUUUGGGAACCUCUCCAGCGCCACAGCCAUCUGUGGCAACCCCAAGGUUCGCGCCCAUGGCAAGAAGGUGCUGACCGCCUUUGGAGAUGCCAUCAAGAAUCUGGACAACAUCAAGCAGACCUUUGCCAAGCUGAGCGAGCUGCACUGCGACAAGCUGCACGUGGACCCCGAGAACUUCAAGCUUCUGGGGGAUGUCCUCAUUAUCGUCUUGGCGUCCCACUUGGGCAAAGAGUUCACUCCUGCCUACCAUGCCGCCUUCCACAAGCUGGUCCGGGUGGUCGCCCACGCCUUGGCUCACCGCUACCAUUAAACCAGCAGGAGGGACACUCAGCGGCCUCCUGCCCGCACCACCCUCUGGAAUCUCUUCCAGCUGCCACGUGAUGUUACUGCUUAAUAAAAGCCUUCGUCUGUAAUCUGA